Molecule: messenger RNA, 357 nt
Organism: Camelina sativa (false flax)
Lineage: Eukaryota; Viridiplantae; Streptophyta; Magnoliopsida; Brassicales; Brassicaceae
Source: RefSeq, a predicted model, not a curated record
GAUCCAAAGAGAAAGAAACAAAAAAAAAAAGUUUCAAAAAUGGAGAAAAAGAAUAUGUUCAUGCUGUGGUAUAUGAUCUUCUUAUUGGUGGGUUCGUCGUUAAUGUUUGAGAGAGUGGAUUGCAGAGCCGUACGAUCGGAGUCGUUUAGAGAUAUCAACGGCCAUGAUCAAUCGACGGUGACCAUCAUGAAGGUGAAGAACAGCUCGUACAGUCGACGUCCUUUAAUGAGGAUCUUAGCGUCUGGACCGAGCGGAAGAGGAACUGGUCACUAAUCCACAACUACCACAUCUUUCGACGUGUGUGUGUGUUUUUUUGUUUGUUGGAUUAUUUCAUUUUUUUUUUCGGCCAAACAAAAG